AUGGUUGGUGUUCAGGUUUGGAGUCUUGAUUCUCCCAAAUCCAAGUAUACUCUCUCUGGACAUUCCAAUUGCGUGCACAGCGUGGAUUUCUUCAAGCGUGAUGGUCAGCAGUAUCUGAUUAGUGUCUCUGGUGAUAAGACUGCCAAGAUAUGGGACUUGCAGAAGAAGGAGUGUGUUCAUACACUCGAACAUGAGUCUAAAGUCUGUUCCGUCUUUGCCCAUCCCAGUCUUCCAUUUCUAAUUACAGGUGGUCGCGAUGGUGUUGUUCGUGUGUGGAGCUCCACUGAUUUCAGGCUGAAGACAAAGCUUGAGGUCAGUAUGCUUGGGUUCAGUAUUCGUGGUUUCGCAUGUUUGACGGGGUCAGAAAGGGUUGCAGUUGCAGACUCAUAUGGAGUGUCCGUGAUGGAAAUUGGUGAUCAAGGAGGACAAGGUGGUAGUGAAGGCAGCAGCAACGAGAAUUCCAUAUCAGCUAUAGAUUUUUAGGAAACCCAACGCCAAUCGAGAGGUAAAGAUUCCAGACUAGUAAAGCGUGUACUCUUUCAUCUAUCAGGGUUGCAGCUGCACAAAUUUAUGAAGUGUCAGUGAUGAAAAUUGGUGAUGAAGAAGGACAAGGUGGUUGUGAACUAAUAGAUUGCACGUGAACUAAUUUCCUUGCCGUUAGUUAAAGCACAGUUUGGUAAAGGUAAGUGGCAUGCAUGCACAUGUUGUGUGUUGGUAAAUCUAAUUUAGCACACGUCGAGUGGGCAGCCAUCUUUUUAGAAAAAGUUUUUGUCCUCCA
Molecule: messenger RNA, 778 nt
Organism: Triticum aestivum (bread wheat)
Lineage: Eukaryota; Viridiplantae; Streptophyta; Magnoliopsida; Poales; Poaceae
Product: putative coatomer subunit beta'-3
Exons: 4
Coding region: 1-483 (160 amino acids)
Biological process (GO): endoplasmic reticulum to Golgi vesicle-mediated transport; intracellular protein transport; retrograde vesicle-mediated transport, Golgi to endoplasmic reticulum
Cellular component (GO): COPI vesicle coat
Molecular function (GO): protein binding
Source: RefSeq, a predicted model, not a curated record